AGUUACCAAACAGUGUCUAAACAGUGUCUAGUAAUGCCCUUAUUGCAUUGUGAGCGGCUUCAUUCUGUUUGAGAGGAUCUUGCUUGUAUAUUAACAUUAUUUUGUGAUUAGGAACAUGCCUAGAGCGAGGAGAACUUCGUUCACGUCAAGUUUAGACGUGAAUUCCUUUUCUACCGAUGUUUACACUUUGGAGAAGACCGGGCGGGAGGUUGCCCGAGGCCGGUGGAUCACAGUCGAACCUCUGCUGAUUCUCUCCAACAUGGCUAGCGCCGGUCUCCUGGUGACGAGGUUGCAGUACCUCCGCGCCCGCAUCGCGCAUGAUAAAUUCAACCAGACUUCUGAUUAUGGCGCUAACGAGUCAUCGGAAUGCGACGCAGCCAUCCAGAAUAGCAGUAGUAUUCAACUGCAGCAGGCGAUUCAAGUCGAGUUAUCGCUUUAUUCGCUGAUCUUGAACGCACUUAGUACUUUUCCCGCCAUUUUCUCGACGAUACUCCUUGGAUCACUCAGCGAUCGCAUUGGACGGAGGAUCGGUCUCGUCGUGCCGAUCAUUGGUCUGGUCAUUCAGUGCGCGCUUUACGUCACCAUCUUCUACGCGCAUCUACCAAUAUGGGUGUGUUUUGUUGCUGAUACGUUACAGGGCCUUGCAGGUGGAUAUGGACUUUUGCUCAGUACAGCAUCAGCAUACAUCGCUGACGUCACUAGUGUGGAGCAGCGAACAUGGCGUCUCGUCAUUGCGGAGGCGGCGCUUGUUCUAGGCUCCGGAGUUAUCCAGCCAAUCAACGGCUUCAUUAUACAAUACUGCGGUAUAGGCGUGGCCUUCUGCACUUCACUAGGCGUGGCGUUGCCAGGGUUACUUUAUGCUGUUUGUCCAUUGACCACGCCCGAAACGGUAGAGGAAGAUACAGAGGAAACUUUGGGUGAAUACAUCAAAGAUAUCUUUCGCGGGAUUUACCGCUUGCUUUCCAUCAACGUCAACGGCAGACGUUGGAAGAUCGCUUUCCUCUUUAUCGCCGAACUCUUCUUGAAUACCGUGAUCAACGGGCUUCAGAUCGUCCCCACCUAUGGGCUCGGUCCACCGUUCUGCUGGGGCCCGAGUAUUGUGGGCUAUUUUACCGCCGCUGUGGCUAUCUUACCCGUCAUCGGUGUAACAGUAGCUGUGAAACUGUUCGGAAUUUGUAUGGAUGAUUUGUGGAUGAUCUUUUGCGGAACGCUGGCCAUGGCAGCCUCCUGCGUGGCGACAGGUGUAGCGCCCUCUACGCCGUAUCUAUUCAUAGCACUGGUUCCAUACAGCAUAGGAUGUCUCAUCUCGCCUGUUAUGAAAGGAGUCCUUUCUAAACUCGUGGAUGAGCACGAACAGGGGUCUGUCUUUGCUCUGGCUGGUUGUAUGGUGAAUAUAUCUCAGUUCGUUGGACCGGUUCUGGCAAACGCCCUUUACGCUUCAACAGUGUCAUUCUUUUCGCCUCUAGCAUUUUACGUUUUGGCUGGACUAUUGAUUUUUCCUACAAUUCUGAACGGGAUUGUUCAAAGUUAUGGCACGGAAACUCACCUAGGCUACACGCAAAUACCAGGUGAUGACGAUGGUUGAUAAACAGAGACAGCGUUCAAUUCGGAUGGCAUCCACUGGUUUCCAUAGUAAUCAGGAGCAUCAUCAGCAUCAUCGAUGUCAAAACAGAGCUCAUCAAUUUGUGUCAAUUUAGUGCAUCCAUCUCGGCCUCCAUGUUGGUUUUUGGAUGGAUUCCCUAAUCUCUUGGAGAAGAGUUUUGUGGAUACAUCAUUUAUCAAAAAUUACGUUUACAUCUUAUUGUAUAAUGUAGCUCCGGUAGUCACGGUGAAAGUUGCCCGAUGCGCUCCAAUAUUAGUCGGCUCCAGCUAGGCUACUGAUUUUGGUACUCAAUUCAACACCUUAGGUGGAGAGAGCAGUUCAAAGGCUAGGCAAAGUUAAAGGACCCUAGUGACGCGUGGGGGCUCGAACCCAAGACAUUCGUCGCACCUCCUGUAUAUAAACCACUCGACUACGACGCAAUAUAUCAAGAAA
Molecule: messenger RNA, 2035 nt
Organism: Strongylocentrotus purpuratus (purple sea urchin)
Lineage: Eukaryota; Metazoa; Echinodermata; Echinoidea; Camarodonta; Strongylocentrotidae
Product: proton-coupled folate transporter
Exons: 7
Coding region: 116-1585 (489 amino acids)
Biological process (GO): transmembrane transport
Cellular component (GO): plasma membrane
Molecular function (GO): transmembrane transporter activity
Source: RefSeq, a predicted model, not a curated record